This is a messenger RNA of Vicia villosa (hairy vetch), 1731 nucleotides long. RefSeq lists its product as uncharacterized. The transcript has 3 exons. Lineage: Eukaryota; Viridiplantae; Streptophyta; Magnoliopsida; Fabales; Fabaceae. The coding region runs from base 48 to 512 and encodes 154 amino acids. The record is from RefSeq and is a predicted model, not a curated record.
CUAAAUUCAGUCUAAUUCCCUCUUCUCUCUUCCACAGCCGCACAAGCAUGAACUCCAUCCACCCUCUACUAACAACCGUCGUUCUCCCUCCAUUCACAGUUGCAAGAGCACGAACUCCCUCCGCCCGCCGUUCACAGCCGUCGCUCUCCCUUCGUUCACAGUCUUCGUUCUCCUCUCCGCCCUCCGUUCACAGCCGCUCUUUUUCUCACAAAACAAAGGAAACCCCAACGAAGAAACCUCCAGAUGUGACAUAUACUUUGAACCAUGGCAUUAUUGGGUCAGUGGAAGCAUCAAAUUCUAACUCUCUCAUCGACGUAGCCAUGGAGAAGGAGAAGAAAUCUAGAAAUUUAACUAACACAGAACCUUCCUCCUUCAAGCUUCUAGUGUCAUUCCCUUCUGGUCUCUCUCCAUCACAGGUCUAUGUUGAAUUCGGUGACGCCUACGAUCGAAUCUCUCACUCUGACCUAACCUUGGCUCUCCUUACAGCCAAGAUAGUCAACAGCAGCACAUAGACCAGAACAAUGCUGCUAUGGAUUUGAUAAACAGUGUUGUAGGUGUUGAUGAGGAAGGUCGGUCCCAGCAGAGGAUUCUUACAUUUGCUGCCAGGAGGUACUUCAAUCACUUCUAUAUAUGAUUAGGAAUAUACACUGGAAAAUUUGUUACACAUUACAAUCUGUUUUGUAAUCUUCCGCGAAUAUUACGAACAAUGUCAUGGCGGGGAUUGUUUGUUCAAACUUAUAAUUUUCUUACUUGGAUGUUCUAUUGAUAUGAUAGGAUUAUAAUGAUUCUCGAAUCUUGAAUGAUAAACUAUAGUCUUAAUGUUUGUUUGGAUGCCUUCGCGAUGUCAAUCUAUAUCUUUUUCAAUGUUUGUGUUCAUGAGUUCUAAUGCGUGUUCAUUGUUGACAAUGAUAGAUUAAUAAUAACUGAAGUGAUAGGUUUGUUGGAAACAUUUUGUUAUCUCUAGUGUUUGCUUGAAACCAGUAGAAGAUCUAUUGAAUUCUGUCUUGAAGACUAUCACGAACUCCUCUCACGGUAAAAAUGACGCGGUUGCCACCGAAACGACAUGCGACAGUGUCGGUUUUGUUUUCGUGAAGGAUUUUCGGCCGUAGAGUGAAGAUAGCGAUGACCCUGUUCGUGAAGCGAAGAGUCUUAAUGCUAUAAGGACCGCGCUCGAGAAUCUUGAAGACCACAAAAAUGGAUGCAACUGACUCCUGUGAGCUGCAACACAAUGGAGGGCACUGUAUCGCCAGGGGCCCUGCCGCAACAAUGUUAUUGUGCUGCAAUUGGUAAUCCUAAUUAUGCUGUGUACCUGUUACUGCUAUUUAUAAUGAUAAUAAAAGUCAAAUACCAAUGUAGUACAAUUCUAUCUCAAUGAGAAUACUAUUGUUACAAGAUUAACAUUUGACGGUCAGGAUGAAAUAAAGCCUUUGUAUUCAUAAAGAAUGGCCCAAUUGUUGUUAAAGGUAAUGAAUAUAAAUAAUGUUCCAUGGAAAGGAAGGUUUGUAUAACAGGGAUAAGUAUGAUUUAAUGAGUAAAAUGUAAAGGUUUAUUAUUUGGUUUAUGUGAUGGUUAAGAUGUUUAAUGCAUAAAAUGAGCCGACAAUAUAUAUAGGUUGUAGACAUUGUUUGUCCUUUAGUUUCUUCUGGAACUUGAGAAGGUUUAUUAAUCAGUUAAUUAUAUGCUUGAUUUCCUUAUCAUGAUUUUUUCGGCCCCACCUUGUUUGUUUUUUGA